Messenger RNA from Xyrichtys novacula (pearly razorfish), 1392 nucleotides. The record is from the annotation of a GenBank genome assembly. NCBI's taxonomy places the organism in Eukaryota, Metazoa, Chordata, Actinopteri, Labriformes, Labridae.
AUGGCUUCCAGGUUGGAGGAAGAUCUGUGCUGUCCAGUCUGCAAAGGCAUCUUCGAAGAUCCGGUAAUCCUGUCCUGCAGUCACAGCUUUUGUAAAGACUGUCUGCAGAUAUGGUGGAAGGAGAAGAAGGACAGCGAGUGUCCACUUUGUAAGAAGAGAAAUUCAAAAGGAUUGAUACCUCCUAAUCUUGCUUUGAGAAACCUGUGUGAGACUUUCCUACAGCAGCCUGGUCAGGCAGCUUCAGUGGAUCUCUGCAGUCUGCACUCUGAGAAACUCAAACUUUUCUGUCUGGACCAUCAGCAGCCAGUGUGUCUCAUCUGCAGAGAUUCAGAGAAACACACUGACCACAAAUUCAAACCCAUUGAUGAAACUGCUCAACAACACAAGAAGACACUUCAGGAAACUCUGGAGCCCUUAAAGAAGCAGUUAAAGAUCUGUGAACAAGGUAAAGAAAAGUUUGAUCAAACUGCAGAACACAUGCAGGCCCAGGCCCGACACACAGAGAGGCAGAUUAAGGAGCAGUUUCAGAAGCUUCACCGCUUUCUAGAGGAGGAAGAGAAGGCCAGGCUGUCUGCACUGAGGGAGGAAGAGGAACAGAAGAGUCAGAGGAUGAAGGAACAGGUGGAGGCUCUGAGCAGAGAGAUAGCAGCUCUUUCAGACACAAUCAGAACCACAGAGGACCAGGUGAGAGCUGAAGACGUCUCAUUCCUGAAGAACUACAAGGCUGCAGUAGAAAGAGUCCAGCAGUGCCCCCUGCUGGAGGAUCCACAGCUGCCCCCAGGAGCUCUGAUAGACCAGGCCAAACACCUGGGCAACCUGAGCUUCGAAAUUUGGAAAAAGAUGAAGGCCAUGGUCUCCUACAGUCCUGUGAUUCUGGACCCUAACACUGCUGGUCAAGGACUGAUCCUGUCUGAAGAUCUGACCUGUGUAAGACUAGGAAAGGGACAGAAAGUUCCCGAAAAUCCAGAGAGGAAAUUAAGCUAUGUCUACUCUGUCCUGGGCUCUGAGAGCUUUGACUCAGGGACUCACAGCUGGGACGUCCAGGUUGGAGACAGUGAAGUCUGGUCUCUUGGUGUGUCAUCAGGAUCUGUCCAGAAAGGGGGAUUCAAAGAGUCUUGUUUAUGGAGAAUAUGGUGCUUACAUGGUGAAUACAAGGCACUGGCCCCAUCUGACCCUGAAACUGUCCUCUCCGUGAACAAGCAGCUCCAGAGGAUCAGAGUGAGUCUGGACUGGGACAGAGGACAGCUGUCUUUCUCUGAUCCUGAUACUAACACACUCAUACACACUUUCACAUACACAUUUACUCACAGACUGUUUCCACAUUUUUAUGCUAAGGAUGGACUGAAGGUUUUACCUGCUCAGAUCUGUGUGACUGUGGACCAACAUAAUUGA